AAACUGCCCUUUUCUUGGAGAAUUUUCCUUCGUUCACUUAUUAUUGUAUAAUAAUAAAGAAAAUCGCGGCAGCCAUGUAAAAUUAGUCAACCUUGUAACGUUACAAAUACACCGUCGUCGAAUGUGCAGAUUGAACCAACUCUUCUGGUGCAAAAAUGAGCCACUACAUCCCUCAAGUCAUUACAUGCAAAGCUGCUGUGAUAUGGAAGGCCGGGGAGGCGCUGAAGGUGGAGGAAAUCAAGGUGGAUCCUCCCAAAACGGGGGAGGUCAGGAUCAAGAUGCUCUUUGCCAGCGUCUGUCACACCGACAUUCUCUACCGCGAUGGCUUUGAUCAGACUCUGUUUCCGCGAGCUCUCGGACACGAAGGCGUUGGGAUGGUAGAGGCAGUGGGUGAAAAUGUGAAGAAUGUACUCAUAGGAGACAUAGUAAUGCCUGUAUAUUUGGGUGAAUGUGGGAGUUGCCUGAAUUGCAAAUCCGGAAAAUCAAACUUGUGCCAUGUUUACCCCUUGAGUUUAACCGGUUUAUUGCCGGACGGCACAUCAAGAAUGUUGAUUUCCGGCACGGGCGAAAGAGUGUACCACCUAAUUAGCUGCUCCACUUGGUCUGAGUACACUGUGUUCGACUCGAAUUAUCUGGUGAAGGUUGAUCCCAAGUUACCAUUGCCUCAUGCAAGCUUCCUGUCUUGCGGCUUUACCACUGGCUUUGGUGCCGCCUGGAGGACAGCCAGUGUCGAGGAGGGCUCAACUGUCGUUGUGCUCGGUCUUGGUGCUGUCGGGCUUGGUGCAAUAGGAGGAGCAAGAACACAAGGGGCAUCGAAAAUAAUCGGAGUUGAUCUCAUUGACUUGAAAGGUAAGAAAGGAACAAAGUUUGGAAUGACUGAUUUUAUAAACCCUAAAGACUCUGGUAAGUCGAUAUCUGAACUGGUGAAAGAGGCAACCGGGGGACUUGGUGUCGACUACUGUUUUGAGUGCACUGGAGUUUCAUCUUUACUAAGUGAGGCCAUCGAAUCCACCAAAGUGGGGCUCGGAACAGCAGUGUUGAUAGGUACAGGCACAGACCCUAUCGGACAUUUCAAUAUUGUUCCCUUCCUGUGCGGGAGAACACUCAAAGGAACCGUCCUUGGCAAUGUCAGAGUUCAAUCUGAUCUACCGACGAUAAUCAACAAAUCUGUGAACAAGGAGAUAGAUUUAGAAGAGUUAUUGACACAUGAGGUCUCACUCGACGAGAUCAACGAGGCCCUUGAGAUAACGAAGCAGCCAGAUUGUGUAAAAGUUCUCAUCAAAUUUUAGCAACUCACUCUAGUGUGACUAAAGGUUGUACUCCUGAUUGCUGUUUGUGCACAAAGGGUUGUGUUUAAGUUUUAAACAACCGCAUACUAAGAUGCCUAUAAAAUUAAACUUGAGAGCUUAUUAAUUGCGCAAGGAUUUCUUUCUGUUCUAAUAAUAUGGAUGCUUAUUCCA
Molecule: messenger RNA, 1460 nt
Organism: Daucus carota subsp. sativus
Lineage: Eukaryota; Viridiplantae; Streptophyta; Magnoliopsida; Apiales; Apiaceae
Product: 8-hydroxygeraniol oxidoreductase
Exons: 7
Coding region: 156-1289 (377 amino acids)
Biological process (GO): formaldehyde catabolic process
Cellular component (GO): cytosol
Molecular function (GO): S-(hydroxymethyl)glutathione dehydrogenase [NAD(P)+] activity; zinc ion binding
Source: RefSeq, a predicted model, not a curated record